UUGAUCCUUCAACUGCCCAGCUGUUUUCUUUUUCCCCUCCAAGGUCUUCGAAUAUUUACGGGCCAUAUAACGAGGCCAAUAUAUACGAGAUCCACGUGACAUUGAGCAUUUGACCAUGAUUCUUUUCGAGCGAGGAAACGAUGCGCUCAAUGUCAAUCCCAUAACGGGGGUUGAUGAAGCUCUGUCCUUGCAUGGGUCGGACUGGCUCUGGGCCGUCAUGGCCAUCUAUUGCCUGUCCUUGAUUGUCCUUUUAUCCUUCUCCUUCACCAGCAAAGAGAGCGAGAGAGUUUUCCACUACCUGUUCACCUUGGUCCUCCUAGUCGGCGCCACCACGUAUUUCGCCCAGGCUUCCGAUCUUGGUUGGAGUGCAGUGAAGCAGGUCGAUCAUGUCGGUAACGGACUUGUCCGCCAAAUGUUCUGGGCCAAAUACGUCAACUGGGUCGUCGCCUUCCCUUCGCUCGCCCUGGCACUCGGUCUCGUGUCCGGCGUUUCCUGGACCACUAUUGUCACCAACAUUGUUUGCGCGUGGUUCUGGGUCAUCACCUACCUCGUGGCCGCGUACACGACCACAAGCUACAAGUGGGGUUUCUUCGCCUUUGGCACUUUCGCCUGGCUCAUCCUCGCCAUGAGCACUAUCAAUGAGAGCCGGGAAGCCGCGGCCCUGUUGGCCGUGGACCGCGACUAUCUCAUCCUUUCCGUCUGGUUGAAUGUCCUGUGGGUGCUUUACCCAAUCGCUUUUGGGCUGACGGAUGGCGGCAACAUCAUCGGCGUCACCAGUGGCCAUGUCUUCUUCGGCGUCCUCGACGUGCUCAUGGUCCCGGGCCUCAGCUUCGGGUUCUUGUUCUUCUCCCGCAAUUGGGAUUUUCGCAAGUUGAACAUUGCGUUCAGCGACAGUCGUCCCAGCCGAGAGAACAACCCCGCCUACAAGGAAGCUCCCCAGACUUCCCCUGGAGAUCCUUGAUCAAAGGCUUUUUCAGAAGCCGUGCUUGCGACGUGCUUGUUUUCCCAUUUGCUGGGUAGAGAUGGGAUUUUUGGUACUAGAUUGCAUGCCUUGGGCAUUUUUUCUUCCUCGUCCCAUCUACUUGAGUAAUUACUCGCUCUCUCUCAGACUUUCUUAGCUUCUCUUUUUUUUUUUUUUGUCCGUUCGGCAUUUUCAUAUCAUCCUAUGUAUUUUCCAACACAUUUCAUCUAU
Xylona heveae TC161 is the source of this 1192-nucleotide messenger RNA. Its product is annotated as family A G protein-coupled receptor-like protein. The coding region runs from base 116 to 961 and encodes 281 amino acids. Lineage: Eukaryota; Fungi; Ascomycota; Xylonomycetes; Xylonales; Xylonaceae. Gene Ontology annotation, cellular component: endoplasmic reticulum; plasma membrane. The transcript is spliced from 2 exons. The record is from RefSeq and is a predicted model, not a curated record.